Messenger RNA from Lingula anatina, 981 nucleotides. RefSeq names its product amino acid transporter heavy chain SLC3A1-like. The record is from RefSeq and is a predicted model, not a curated record. Gene Ontology annotation, biological process: carbohydrate metabolic process. Lineage: Eukaryota; Metazoa; Brachiopoda; Lingulata; Lingulida; Lingulidae.
UGGCUGUCCAACAUGCCCCCAGGGAGAUGGCCUAAUUUUCUGGUUGGUAAUCACGACUACCCAAGGAUCUUGACCAAGAUGGAUGUACAGUUUGUGAAUGCAAUAAAUAUGUUACUGUUACUUCUUCCUGGCACACCAACUACUUACUAUGGGGAAGAGAUUGGUAUGAAUGACAUAGCACAACCCACACCACCACAAGACCCCUGGGGCAGAGACCCAGAGCGUUCCCCCAUGCAGUGGAGUAAUGCUAGUUUGGCAAGUUUCUCUAACUGUACUGGGAAUUAUGACCCCCAGAAAUGUCCCUGGCUACCUGUCAACCAAGAUUACCUAGCUGGUGUGAAUGUACAGGCACAAGAACAAGACAAGGACUCAUCUCUAAACCUGUACAAGUCUUUAGCCAAGCUACGACAAGAACCUACAUUCUUACAUGGCAAAAUGAAAUAUGCCAUUGUGGAUGAUGAUAUCUUUUCAUAUGUGAAGGACUGGCCAGGGGAGACUAAUUAUAUGGUGGUCAUCAACCUCAGCCCAACCAACACAACCCAUACUUUAGACCUGACGCCUUAUAUCCAAACCGCGGAGGCGGACAUUGCCGAGACAACGCGUCUCGACAUGGACCCAUCCCUGGUCGUGGGAAACAGCAUAGUUCCCGCUUCUGUUCUGUUGAAAACGGGACAAGGAAUUGUGCUCAAGUGGAAAUAUUCUCCAGUUGAAAUUUGGCACAAGGAUGAAGCUUAGAUAUAACCUGAUUGGCUGAGGCCAGUUGAAAUAUGGCACAAGGAUGAAUCUUAAAUAUAACCUGAUUGGCUGAGGCCAGUUGAAAUAUGGCACAAGAAUGAAUCUUAAAUAUAACCCGAUUGGCUGAGGCCAGUUGAAAUAUGGCACAAGGAUGAAUCUUAGACAUAACCUGAUUGGAUGAGUCUAGUUGAAAUUUGGUACAAGGAUGAAUCUUAGAUAUAACCUGAUUGGCUGAGGCCAGUUGAA